Molecule: messenger RNA, 1059 nt
Organism: Oppia nitens
Lineage: Eukaryota; Metazoa; Arthropoda; Arachnida; Sarcoptiformes; Oppiidae
Product: pancreatic triacylglycerol lipase-like
Exons: 6
Coding region: 1-1059 (352 amino acids)
Biological process (GO): lipid metabolic process
Molecular function (GO): lipase activity
Source: RefSeq, a predicted model, not a curated record
AUGAAAAUAUAUAAUACAGGUCAAAUUGAGGUCACUUAUCCGGGUAUCGGACACUUUACAGUUUACGAUUUUCGGGAUCCUGUUUACCGUAAAAAUGUUUUGCUUCCUCAAAGUCCACAUCAAAUUGAUACACAAUUUUUACUCUACACUCUCGCCAACCAAUGGUAUCCCACAUUCAUACGUCUCGGCGACCGCAAGUCUGUCCGCGGAUCGAGAUUUGUGGCCAAAAAACCGACAAAAUUCAUAAUUCAUGGUUUUGUCGAUAAUAUUAUAUUAGGCCAAUGGAUGCACCAAUUAAAAGACCAAUUACUCAAACAGGAGGACUGUAAUGUUUUUCUGGUUGAUUGGAAAGGUGGCAAUGGGUGGCCAUACGAACAGGCCGUGGCCAACACUAGAGUUGUGGGACCAGUGCUGGGAUUGUUCAUCAAUGAGCUUAAGAUAACAUAUGGCUUAAAACCCAGUAAUGUCCAUAUAUUAGGCCAUUCAUUGGGCGCACAUAUAGCUGGUUAUGCGGGACAACGACUCAAUGGCACUAUUGGUCGUAUAACAGGUCUGGAUCCGGCCGGACCUGACUUUCAAGGACUAACCAAUCCGGCCGUCAAACUCGAUCCUACAGAUGCUAUAUUUGUGGACGCAAUACAUACUAAUGCCAAUCCAUUAAUUACAGAUUUCGGAUUAGGUAAUUAUGACACCCUGGGUCAUCUGGACUUUUAUCCCAAUGGAGGCAAUCAUCAACCUGGUUGUCCUAUUGAACGACUAACAUCAGUUCUAACGGGAGGACCCAUUGAAGGAGUUCGUCGACUAGUGUUUUGUAAUCAUCAGAGAUCUGUUGACUUUUAUAUGGCAUCACUAAUCAAUAGGUGGAUCAAACCGGUUGGCCAUAAAUGUCCAAACUAUGAGACAUUCAAAAGCGGAAAAUGUUGGGAUUGUGGCCCUAAUAAUGGUGUCAAAUGUGCUGUAAUGGGUAUCCACGCCAUACAGUCGGUACCUUUUAAGACACAAACACAGGGAAACAGAUAUUAUUUGAUAACAACUGAUCGAUUCCCAUAUUUUCAGUAA